AUGGAGAAGUUGUCGGGUUCAUUGUACUGGAAUCUUGUGUACACUGGUGUUAUACGUUAUACGUUCAAUAUUAUCGCUGGUGCUUCAGAUAGAAUGUUUCCAUUUGUUGGUCGAAAAUUUAUUCAUCUUGGCUCUCAUCUGUUCGUUUCAAGCACUAUCGGCGCUGUUGUUCUCAUCAACAUACUGGGUGCAACGCAUUCGUAUGAAAUGUUGAUACGAGUUCUUGUGUUGUGUGGUGUUUCAAUGACCAGCCAGCUGUAUAUUGUGAAUAUAUUGUGUGCAGCUGAACUAUUCCCAACGGCUAUUCGAAAUGUUGCCGAUUCUCAACUGUCCAUUUGGAAUCGGACUGGUACAGUUAUUGCACCGCAGAUUUUCUUUUUGGCAGACAUUUGGGAUGGCUUACCGUAUGCGUUCAUGAUGUUCCUGUGUGUUAUUGAUUCAGUUAUAUUCCAUUAUUUCAUUCCUGAAACGAAGGAUCAGCCGCUGAUUGAUGCCAUGCCUGAGGCAGACCUCCUCAAGAGAAAGUCCAAAAAUCCAGAAAGGAGCUGA
Molecule: messenger RNA, 549 nt
Organism: Anisakis simplex (herring worm)
Lineage: Eukaryota; Metazoa; Nematoda; Chromadorea; Rhabditida; Anisakidae
Source: the annotation of a GenBank genome assembly